AGGCUCAUCCGCUCGCCUCCCCAUUGACGUCAGUCCAGUAUCACAUGAACCGGCCGCGACCAAUCGGCGCGGCGCUGCUGGAGAGAGCUGGCUCAUUUACAGCAAGAUAGGGGGAAAAUACGGAAUAAAAGGAAACCGAGCCAGUGAGCCUGUAAUGAGCACAAAAUCCCACGGAGGAAGCAAGGACCGCGGCAACUGGAGCUUUCUUUCCUUUUCGUCUUUCUUUCUGCUGCUGGAUUAUUGGUUUUGGCUCGGCGGCUGACCAAAUGGAUAAGGCCAUGGCCUUAACAUAUUGAAUCGCUCGCUCAUCGGCAGCGGAGGGGAGUCGAGACGGGUACCGUGGACACAUUUCACGGAGCAGGAAAAUGGUGGAUUGUUUACAGUGUAUCGUAAAAACCUUCCCCAGUGUGGAUAUCCUGCCAUAAACGUGUUGGAAGACUCUCCGGUCUCGACCUCGUCUCUCUCCAGCAAUUAGUCGUGUUCUCGCCCCACUAGGUGUCUUGCGUGGGUUGUCUCCUUGUGUCGAGCGAACACCCCCACUCUUCUCCUUUCGGGAAAACUGUUGGAUUACCAAAUUAUGGAUUUCAACAGCGCCGGCGGAGGCAACGAGCUGCACAACAACCAGUUUUAUCAGUGCGAGGAGAGCAAGCCUUUACUGGGGGACAUGACAGAGGGGAAUAAUAACGUCAAAGUUGCCGCGGGGCCGUGUAAAAGGAGCCUUCAACACUACAGCAGCAGCGGGAUGCGCUACAAGCUGCUCCACGAGGGUGACAUCCAGGUGUGCGUGGUCAAACACCCGCGGACCUUCCUGAGCAAGAUUCUCACCUCCAAGUUCCUGCGAAGAUGGGAGCCGCAUCACCUCACGUUGACGGACAGCAGCCUGACCUCCGCCACUCCCACUGGUUACAUGGAGACUUCAUUGUCCUACAGUGCCAUUGAGGACUUGCAGCUGCUUUCAUGGGACAAUGCACCAAAGUACUGUGUCCAGCUCAGCUUCCCUGGUGGCACAGUCCUGCUUCAGGCUGCCAACAGCUAUUUAAGGGACCAGUGGUUUUACUCCUUACAAUGGAAGAAAAAGAUCUACAAAUACCGCAAGGUAUUAAACAAUCCAAGCCGCUGGGAUGUAGUGCUGAAGGAGAUCAGAGCUCUCGUAGACAUGGCUCUGACCUCACCGCUACAAGAUGAGUCUAUUCAUCAGGCCCCUCUACAUAUCAUCUCUACUUUGCUGGCUGAGAACUCCAAUCUCAGCACACAGGAUCACGAGAACAUCAUUGUGGCAAUUGCACCUCUUCUAGAAAAUAAUCACCCACCCCCUGAUCUUUGUGAGUUCUUCUGUAAGCACUGUCGUGAACGACCACGUUCCAUGGUUGUUAUAGAAGUGUUCACUCCUGUGGUCCAGAGAAUCCUCAAACACAACAUGGAUUUUGGAAAGUGUCCUCGACUGCGCCUUUUUACUCAGGAGUACAUCCUGGCCCUGAAUGAACUAAAUGCAGGAAUGGAAGUUGUCAAAAAAUUUGUUCACAGCAUGCACGGGCCAACAGGGCAGUGCCCUCACCCACGUGUCCUGCCAAACCUGGUUGCAGUAUGCCUAGCUGCCAUUUACUCCUGUUAUGAGGAGUUCAUUAACAGCCGAGACAACUCUCCUAGUCUGAAGGAGAUUCGAAAUGGCUGUCAGCAGCAGAAUGACCGAAAGCCUCCGAUGCCUCUCCGCCUUCUGCGCCCGGAGCCUCCGACGCCACCUUCUACCACUUUGCUCCCCCUCUCCUCCAACCCAAGUCCUCCUCAGCCACCUCCUCCUGUGCCCCCAAAUCCUCCACAAUCAAUCCCCAUAUGCUCCCCAACAUCAAGCCUACCCCUCUCUCCUCCUCCAUCUGUUGUCAACUCCAAUGAGAUUUUAGUGGAGUUGGAGAGAAACAAUAAUUCAGCCAACACAAAGCUGAAAUCUGAACACGGCAGUGAACUCAACCUCAUCGACUGCCUACUAGUCAGCCCGGCUGUCAACACUCUAUCCAUCCAGCUACCUGCACAGGCAGACCGUGUACUCGGCUGCUUCGCGCUUAUCCUGAAGAUGCUGUCGGAUUAUGACGACUGGAGACCUGCGUUGGCCAGCCUUUUGCAGCCCAUCCCUUUUCCAAAAGAGGCUCUUGCACAUGCCAAAUUUACCAAGGAAUUGAAAUAUGUCAUUCAGAGGUUUGCGGAGGACCCUAGGCAGGAGGUCCAUUCCUGCUUACUGAGCGUGCGUUCAGGAAAAGAUGGCUGGUUUCAGCUCUAUAGUCCAGGAGGGGUGGCCUGUGAUGAUGAUGGAGAACUAUUUGCUAGUAUGGUUCAUAUCUUGAUGGGCUCCUGUUAUAAGACAAAGAAGUUCCUCCUUUCUUUGGCGGAGAACAAGCUUGGCCCCUGCAUGCUCUUGGCCUUGCGUGGGAACCAGACAAUGGUGGAGAUUCUGUGUCUGAUGUUGGAAUACAACAUCAUAGAGAACAAGGACACCCAGCUGCAGAUCAUCUCUACCCUGGAGAGUACCCACGUGGGCCUGCGAAUGUACGAACAGCUCUGUGACCGACAGCGAGAACUCAAAGAACUGCAAAGAAAAGGAGGCCCCACCCGCCUGACUCUCCCCUCCAAGUCUACUGAUGCAGACUUGGCUCGCCUGUUGAGUUCAGGUUCUUUUGGGAACUUGGAAAAUCUCAGCCUGGCCUUCACCAAUGUCACCAGUGCCUGUGCCGAGCAGCUCAUCAAGCUGCCUUCGCUCAAACAACUUAACUUGUGGUCAACUCAGUUCGGGGAUGCAGGACUGCGGUUGUUGUCAGAGCACCUGGCUUGCCUUCAGGUGUUGAACCUGUGUGAGACACCUGUCACUGAUGCUGGUUUAUUGGCGCUAAGCUCCAUGAAGAGUUUGUGUAGUCUCAACAUGAACAGCACCAAGCUUACAGCUGACACAUAUGAGGACCUCAAGGCCAAACUGCCCAAUCUGAAAGAUGUGGAUGUUCGGUACACAGAAGCCUGGUGAUCGACUGUGCUCACAUAGCCUGUAUGGAUAGUCAGACUCACACGGGAAGCAUACCCACUCUGAAAACAGUUCACAACGUUUGUCUUUAGACCAGGAUUCUCAGACGGCAAUCAUCAGAAUCAGCAUACUUGGACAUGCGUAGAUACAAACGAGAUACGUACACAUACGUAGAUACACAUAUUCGUAUGUGGGAGGUUCCAAUUUUUUCACAAAAAGAAAGCUUUAUGGACCUUGUUGCUCCCCUUGCUACUGCUGUCAAUGUAUAGUGGACCCUUUUUUGCUAAUGUGAUCAGAGGACAUUCAAAGACCUGCUAUACUGUAACAAAACUGAUAUUUUCCUCCCUAUAUCCUUCCUGUAAUAUGUUGACGGAUAUGUAAUGUUUCUCAAUUGGUCCAAAUUCAGCACUGGUGUUUUGUGGAAAAGAGCGAUGCCCCCUUUGACUUACAGUCUGUUUUUUUUUUUUUUUUAAUCUCAUGUGAUGAAGUGCUUACAUUCCAGCUCUUCUCUGCCCUAAUCGAAGAUGUAGCUUUUCAAAGACUUCUUUUACACUUAAUCACCUCAACCAAUUUUCAUUCUCCAGAAUUAGUUCCCAGUGCCACUUCCCGCUUUUCCAAGACAUGGGUUUGUUGCAAACAGUGCUGCCUUUGUGAGUUGUAAGACUGUGCCUCCUCAUCAUUUACGAACGUACGCAAAGGCAAGACAAAAUGGUUUUUACCUGCUUAAAUGAACAUAUUUUUCCAGGUAUCUGCACUUUCGUAAGAAGAACACCUGGGAUUUGAGAAACAUUUUAGGAUCUUGGUAGGAGAAUUCAACAGUGAUGGUCAAAUGUGUCCCUUUUUAAUUUGUCAGUGUACAUAACGAUCAGCUCCCUUUACUAUUUAAUAGGACUUUUGUGUAGCAGUAGCUGGGCGGUCUGGGACUGCCUGUUAUUUAUAAGCCUCUUUUACUCUCUGGGAUUUGACCCUUGCAGAAUAGAUGUUUUUUUUUUUUUUAAUUGUUUGAUUGUUUUUGACCCGUAACACAAGAAGCCAAUUUAAAGCGUACGCAUACUUGGGUCUCUCUCUAUUGUACUAUGCUAUAGCGGUCGUAGAGAUCAUUUACACCUGUAUACGAGACCCAUCACCAGCUAAGAGUUUGUAUAUUUUCAUAUGCUGUGCAUUUUGGGCCCUAUUGUAGACUGUUGGACACAGAGAGAGGACACUUGCCAAACAUCCAAUUUAUUUUUGUGUUGUUGCCUCAAGCCAACAUGAGCUUAUCCCACCAGGCUGGUGAAGCAGAUCUUGUGGUGAGCUAUAUGUGCAAACUGCCCAGCCAAGGUUACAAUUCAGAUGUUUUUUUUUUCUCCUGCUGUAUUUAAAUUGGUGAUAUUUCUAAAGUUAUUUGUAAAUGAGAUGUUGGGACACAAUUCAUGUAUAUAUUAUUGAGGUGAGCUAUUAAGGACUGUACGUCUUGGGGAGAACGGCAACUUUUGGCCAUAAUUGUCCUACUACAUUCCCUCAAAUUGUCGCCAGUGUACUCUGGCAACAUUGCAUUAUACAGAGUGUUGCCCCGCCUCACUGAAAGUACAGCCAGUCGUGUGUUGUGUAUGUGGCUCCACAUCGAGACAAAACAAGACAUGUCCACCUAGCAAGUGGUUUGCUUGAAAUGCAUCUAUUUUCUUUGUGCGCGCCACCCGCAGGAAUGCUCCGCACUGUAAAAAAAAAAAAAAAUUACGGUAAAAUACUGGAAGCUGUGGUCGUCCGAAUUUUACCGUUGAUAAAAUGGGAACGCCAUUAAAUUCUUGUAAGAAAAAAUGGUUUGGUGCUUUAAUAACUAAAUUCUAUUCUUUUUUUUUUUUUUUUUAAUCACAGUUGAAAAAAAUAUUUUACAGUGAUUCAUAUGUAAUCAGUCUUGAUGGUGAUGUCGCUGCACGUUUCUCGUUCUCCCUCCUUUCAACCGGGAUUCAAAACCACAUCAUCAUCGUGGCAGUCGAGCGUGCUGACUACUGUGCUAGUAAAGGAGUGUUGUAUGUGUAGGUUAGAAACACCUUACUCCUUCAGAAUUUAAAAGCACGAGCUGGUGGCUGAAGCUAAUUUGGUCUUUUGUUUUAGUGAUCAGCAUGCUUGAUUGCCAGGUGACAGUGAGAAUUUGAACCCCAGGUAGAGGGAUUGAGAAAGGGGGCGCAAAAAAUUCACUAUCAGGUUACACAUACAUACUUUUUACAGUUGUUUGCUGUAAAAUCCCAGUUAAAAUAUAGUUCUUUUUUACUAGGGAUGUCCUGAUCACAAAUUUUUCCAUAUGAGUCGAGCCCCAAGUCAACUGAUUUUGAGGAUCUGCCGAUACAGUCCCAAUGCAAUACCUCGGAAAUGUAUCGUGAAGGGAAAUAUAGCACAUCCAAAAGAUUUUUUUUCACCAAUUUUAACAAAGCUGUCCAACAUCACAGUCACAUUAUAGUUUUAUUAACGAGUUAUUAACUAGUGUAAAUGAAUAUACAAUGAUCCCUCGCUAUUUCGCGCUUCAAACUUGGCGCCCUCAGUCCAUCGUGGAUUUUUUUUUUUUUUUCAAUUAAAAAAUAAAUACACGAGCUGUCUCAAGCUGAUGACGUAGUGUUUCUCUCCUUCCUGCUGCUCUUUGUUGGUCAGGCAGUGCACGGGAGUUGCUUAUUAAAGUUAAUAAUGAUCGACAGACAUUUAAUGUUUGAUCUUAAAAACGCCGUAUACGUCAAUCAUCGUUUAAUUUGUUAAACAGUUGCUGUGUCAACUUAUUGUGUGACUCACUCAAUUAAGCAUUUAAUAAAGAUCGGCAUUUUUCUACUUGUUUAAAAAUAAUUCAGUGGGACAGUAACAUGUUCUCAUUGUAGAUGCUAUAAUGCAUAGUUUUUUGUAGUUGUUGUCUUAACUUUUGUGAUUUCCCAUAUCAUUUUUACUGUAUGUCAUAUCCAGAGGUGGGUAGCAACGCACUAUAUGUAAUCCGUAGCCAUACUUUUUACUUGAUUAGAAUUGUAAGAAAAAACACUACUCUUACUCCGCUAAUUUGGGCUACACAAGAUUUGUGAAAUUUUUCCUCCUUUCCUUCUACAUAUUAGAUUUAUUAUUAUUAUUAUUUUUGCUAUCGAUGCGAGAGUAGCGCUAUCAAUUUCACCAAUGAGACGUCGCAGCAAUAAUCACAUGACUCCAUUACACCAAUCAGACACAAGCUUGGCAUUCUAUGAUCACGCAAGCCUGUUAAAUCAUGCGUGUUUAAAGCACCAUAACAAAUGAAGUAUUUGACAUAGAGUGCUGAUUUAAAACUCUCUCCCAGUUUUUAUUUGGCACCAAUUGGCCACGGAAAACCGGAGAUAUGAUCGUUUUAAUUUCAUAAUACUAACUGAAGAAACCAUUAUUUACUAUUCAAACUAGGAACUAUUUUCUCCACUAGAUGGCAGGGCACUCUUGCUCUUUUGGUGAAUAAUGCUUUAAUGCUGUUUUUUUUUUUCUUUUUUCUUUCCUUAACGAUAUAUUUUUUUAAUUUCUUUGGCUUAAUGUGGUUACGUAAUGGGUUAUUGUACAGUAUCGUAACAACAGUUGAUAUAGAUAAAUUUGUGCUAAGAGAAAAAAAUAUCAUUGAUUUAAAAACAAAACAAAAAAAAAACAGAAAUAAGCAGUUACUCGUCUCGAGUAUUCUUUUCACUGGAUACUUUUUUACUUGAGUACAUUUUUUGGAGGACUACUUUUACUCCUACUUGAGUAAUGUUAUUUUGAAGUAACGCUACUCUUACUUGAGUAAAAUUUUUGGCGACUCUACACACCUCUGGUCAUAUCUGUUAAAUAGAUUGAAAAUCCAGUACAAAAUACGGGAAAGCCCUAUGAGUUGACAGGUAAAAUAGUGUAAAACGAAUUGUAUAUGUAUUUUUUGCAUUAUACCUCAGGACUAUUUUGUUGCUUAUAGCUCUAAACUAUUUCACUGCCAUUGACAGUUAUAGACAUCAAAUCCAUUUCAAUUGUAAAGGCUGGCAUAAAAAUAUUUAUGGGGGGGAAUCUUUUUUACCCAAUUCCGAUCCUCUGAAAAUUAAGUGAUUGGGCCAGAUUUCCGAUGAUGAAGUGAUCAGAUCAAGGACAUCCCUACCUUUUACAAUUGUGUGUUGAUAAUUUGACAGUAAACUUUAUAUGGUUUUCACAUUUAUAUCAAUAUUUUUAAUGGUAGAAUUUUGGCAAUGACAGCUGCUAAAUUUAAAGUGUGUUUUUGGUUUUGUUUUUUUUUUAAACCAUUAUAUUUUGGUGCGGGUUACAGUGCAGAGCAAAAGUUACUUCAGAAAAUAGGAUGUCAUUCACUGCAAGCCUUUUACUCUACUAUUUAUUGGGUGAAGUACGGUUUUCUGUUUGGUCAGUAGAUUUGGGCCAUCCUCAUCCUCCCAAACUGUCAUAUCCUGUAUAAUGUACAUACAACUGUAUAUAGUCUUUUUGUUUCUUUCUUGUAUUGGAAUAAUUUUUAAUGCCUACUUUUUCUUCUCUGUAUUAAUCUUGGCCGUCCUUUAUCGGUGGGCUGGUGUUGCCUUCAUUUAGCGGUUUGUGUGUUUAUUUUUGUUGUUGUUGUUGUUGUUCUUUUACACAAAGUGCACUGUAAUCGAAAAAAAAAAGUUUUUAUUGCAUAAUAUUUUUAAGUUUCCAGUUUUACUGAUUUGAUGACAUAAAUGAGAAGGUGGUUUUGUUUUCAGGGUUGUUUUGCAUGUACAUGUCUCUACAUCUGAUAUUUUCACUUUUGUUUGUUUUAUAUAAUGGUUGAAAUUGUGAUAAAGGGUCUAAUCACUAUCUGAGGUGAUGUACUGAUAUAGAACAAUCAGGUUUCGGGGUUAUUUUUGCAUCCUCUUGUAAGCCUUGGCGCAUAUCGCCAUGUAUUGUAAUUAGCGUACAGUAAUUAUUUUACCUUUUUUUGUGCAUAAUCUAAUACUGUAUCGUAUAAGUGUCCCAAUCAAAAUUUUUACAAAACAAAAUGACCACUUAAUAGAGGAAUAAAAGGUCAUUCAACGACUACAACCACUGCUUGUUGCCUGCUAUUUGCAGAUCAACACAGGUUGUCCAUUUUGGACAUCUACAAGCUAUCGAUUGACCUUUCGCAAAAGCUCCUUACUUACAGUUGCUAAACCGACAAGCUUCGUGACUUCAACAGCACGGCAGCAGACGUAUACCAACUGUUCUAAGUGAUUUAUUUUGGAGUAAUACCAGCACAACAUCCUCCAGAUUGAGGCAAAAGGGUUUACAAAUAAGCAGCUGAGGGUUAUAUUAUUGUUAUUAUUAUUUUUAAUUGUAGCAAGCUAUCAAUGCAAAAGCAUACAGGUUUAACAAUUACAGCAAAGCUAAAGGCUAAAUGCUAGGGUAAGAGGUUAGAUACUUAGGUUUCCAUUCACAAAAUGUUUCAUGAAAAAUCAAAAUAAGUUCAAGGUCCUUAUUAGGAUGCUGUUUACUCAAAAACAGGCAUCGCUUUAAUGUUAGCGCACUCAUAGGACAGACUGCGAACAAAGACAAGAACUAACUUUAGCUACUGUGACAGCUAUAUUUAGAUGUUAUAGCGAUUACAUCCUAGUAAGACAUAAUAUUCGAUAACUAUAACUUUGAUAUCCAGUUUUGUGAAUGUUUUGGCCUCGACGUGCAAGUUAGGCAAGACAGCUCGCUAGUUAGCCUCUGCCGUUAGCUUAAUCUUCCCUUAAAGGGAACCACGGCUAGAAGGACAUGUAGUCCUUAAAAGAUAAAUCUUAGUACGAGUUAUAAUAAUUUGGUAUUAAAAACCCUCUUAAUGUUUUCGUUCCAAUAACAUUUGUAAAAUUAUUUUAACUAUUAGGGUGCCAUUUUUGUUGACGUCGCAGGGCGAUGACGUCACAUACUCUUUUUUUUUUUUUUUUUUUAAAGUGUCACUCUUUAAUUAUAUAAGGUGUCAAUGGCGAGUUUUAAAUGAAUUAAGGAUCAAGCCAAUGAGUGCGUUUUGUCCCUUGACUGACGCUGUACCUUUCCUUUAAUCCACAGUGGGGUGUUAGGCAGAGAGAAAGGAGCGUGGACAAAGACGUCCGCGCGGUUUGUUGGCAUAAGCUUCGUCAACUCCUUCACAACAAACAUAAGUAUCAUAUAGUGAAAAUAAAACAAAAAUAAUAUAUCUCUCAAAAAUUAAUGUUCACAAAAAGAAAAGUGCUUCAAUCUGCAUUAAUGAGGCCCUAUUCUCACACAGUUAACAAUGCAAAGAGAACUGGCAUUCACAAAUUCACAAUCAAAAUAGAUAUGCAAAAUACACAUAAAACGUACUCAGACUUUGGUCAAACUCCAUCUAAACAUUUUAGCAACUUGUUUAGCUCAACAAAUACACUGGAUGGCAAUAUUUAGUCACAAUAUACAAACUAUGACGAUGGGAGCCAUUAUCAGGAGUCUUGUUUGUUGUGAAGACAACAGUCAAAUGAACGUAAAUCACAAUGGACCCGCACUAAACAGAAAACUAUGGCGUCAGUCGAGGGACAAAACGUACUCAUUGGCUUGAGCUCUUAUUAAUUCAAAACUCGCCAUUGACACCUUGUGGUGUAUUUAAAUGACUACCUUACAUAGUUAAAGAGCGACACUGUGAAGUACCGCAGCGUGGCCCUGUGACGUCACCGCCCUGCGACGUCAACAACAAUGGCGGGCUACUAGUUUAUUUUUUGACCUAAAAUUUUAGAAAUUUAAUUAAAACGAAAACAUUACCAGGGGUUUUAAUAUCAAAUUAUUAUAACUUGUAGUAACAUUUAUAUUUUAAGAACUACAUGUCUUUCUAGCCGUGGUACCCUUUAAGACAGUGCUUCUCAAUUAUUUUCUGUUAUACAACCACAAGGAAGACGUAAACAUUUCGUGUCCCACCAAUUCUCUGCCACCACUGUAAAUAGUAUCCUUGGUCUAUAAAGUUUUUAUUAUAAGUACACCGCUUUAUAAUAUUGCAUCUUUUUUAAUAUGAAGGUAAAACAGUAAUUUAGUUUGACUUACAAUAAAGUAUAACUUUAUUAAAAUAUUAUCAAUUAAAGUAUAACGUGUUUUGUUUGUAAAAAAAAAAAAAAAAGACAACACAUCAAUUCGCCUGAAUUGGGGGGGGUGGGGGGUGUCACAUCCAAACUGUAAAAAAUACACUGAAGGUAUAUUUUUUUGACAAUUUGGUACUGAAAAAUAAAGUAAAAUCAAUGAAUAAUAAUAAAUUCAAAUUGAUUAGCAACAUGAACUCAUAAGGACAAUAUGCCAAACAAUUCGACCGAAAAAACUAAAAUUAAUAGAGCAAAAAUGACCGUGUCAUUGGACAGAGGAACAGUUUUUAUUUUUGCUGCAGGCAGUAUCAGCUCCUUUGCUAUGUAUAGUGUGGGGUUAUUUUGUACUGAGAAACAGACAGAACGGCAUUCAUACUGAUAUAUUCCUGGGCUACCUCGCGUCUAUUUUUGAUAAUACAUAGACGCAUCGCUUCAUCAUUUUGCACGUCUGCAGAAUGUUGUUCAAUUUUGUCUUUGAAAUUACAUGGCAGUUGGUGAUCUUAAAACCAUCAAAUCAAUCAAUUAGGCAAUGGGGUAUCCAGUAGUUUGGCAGAUCUUGCUCCUUUAACACAAUCUCUAGGACAUAUGAUUGGUCGAUGGCCGUUUCGGAGGCGGAGCUUGCGAAAGGUCAAUUUGGAUUUAGAUUAUUGUGUUUCUAAUCCCAUUAUUUUUUUCAAUUUUAGUUUGCUUGGUUGGUUGCUUACUCUCACGGUUUAACCUUUGCUGCAGCUUUGCUUGCAUAAAAAAUAAAGAGCAGCCAAAAUUUACAGUGGUGCCUACUACUGGAAAUUAGUUUUACUGUUUGUUAUUUUUUUUAUUGCUAUAGUUUGUUUGUUUUUUUGUCUUUUAUUGUAAUCAUUGACAUUUAAAUGAGUGCUGGUUAUUUGAAUUAAAGCAAGGCAUAUUUUUUCAGCCUUGCAUUAACACUUGCAUUUCACUGCAAGACAGUAAACAGUACAUUAUGCUAAAUGUUCACCUCAAACUUUGCUCCUUAUAACAUGUUAUUGUUUUAUUUCUUGUUUCCACUCCUAACAAAUAGCAAGUUUUUACUUUUAGGAAAUUCUGUGCAGUUUUGUUUUGAUCAUGAAAUGGAAAAAAAAUGUUCAUAUCUGACUGAAAACUCCUGAAUUUAUUUUAGCAUUUUUCUUUCCUUGUAUUUUGGGGUAGUGGGGGUGGGGGUCAGCUGGAAAAGGUGCCCAUCAUAUUUUUUAGUCUUUCUCAGCAUUGAUAUUAUUAUGACUAUUAUUAUUAUUGCUGCUACUGUCCUGUGGCUGUAAUAAAAUACAAAAGAUCUUCAACAUGAUGUGAAAUAAUUUAAAACAAAAAUAAAUUGUCUGUGAAUAUGUUGGAUUUGUUGGUGUUGAUAUUUUGUUACAUACAAAACUUGAAACGCGCUCCACUGGAUUUGCACAUAACAUUCUAUUGCAAUUUGAAAAUAUACAGUAUAUCACAAAAGUGAGUACACCCCAGACAUUGCGCUAGACUUUUUCGUUGUCUGUCAUUUUGACUGACAGGGUCAUAAAAAUCCGGUCAUAAUCUAUUUUUACCCGACACUUAAAUUUUUAAAAUGAUGAUAAUGACAUUGUAGUGACCCUUUGUUUGGCAUAAUUCACCUUCCGUACUUGUGUGUCCAUUUGGCCGAGCGCGUUAGCGGCUACGACACAGUCAGGUGACAGAGACACUUAAGAGCCGCGCGCGUUCCGGCUUGAAUAGGGAGUUCACAGAGAGCAGCAGAGCUACAGCGGCUGGACACAGCAAUUCGAGCUAACAAGACUCUUAACAUUGCAUACCGCUUCAACAUAUUCAAUAGUAUUGAGUUUUCAUUCAUUUUAAAUUAAUAUUCCGUCCGAACAAGCUUAACAGAGAAUCCACACCGUGCCAUCACACAUCAAGCAGAUGAAUAUGUAACUUUUUCUCCGCAGUGACAAAAACAGCUGACUGUGGCCCCAGUAGGUAGGCUACAUUAUGGAACAAUGAAAUUAACAGUUCACCUGCUGUGGCCUGAACGGAGUCUUACACCUUCCUCCUGGUGCGCAUGGACUUGAAUUGCGUGCCCGCUUGUGCAGUCCCUGUUUUUUCACCUGUUUUAUCAACACCAUCGUCGUUUUGGGGCUUUUUGAAGAAACUUCGGACACUCAGUUGCCUUGACAUUUUUCAGAGUAAGGCCAACGACGUCAUGCAUCAAGAGAGACAAUAGCUAAUUAAUAUGCUCACUCGCCACCCUGUGGUCUGGGGUGUGAAUUGCAACCUGUCAAAAUGACAGGUGGACUUCAGUUUUUUCCGUCACCGUUUUAAAAAUCGGUCAACGACGGAAAAUAUUCGGUUAACGCGACCCCUGGGCCACUCCUUGGAUUUCUGCA
Corythoichthys intestinalis (scribbled pipefish) is the source of this 12353-nucleotide messenger RNA. It is a transcript of the gene cmip, whose product is annotated as c-Maf inducing protein. The transcript is spliced from 21 exons. The record is from RefSeq and is a predicted model, not a curated record. Gene Ontology annotation, cellular component: cytosol; nucleoplasm. The coding region runs from base 578 to 3007 and encodes 809 amino acids. NCBI's taxonomy places the organism in Eukaryota, Metazoa, Chordata, Actinopteri, Syngnathiformes, Syngnathidae.